UAACAUUUGUUCAAAGAAAGGUUUAUUAGUUUUAGUUGGAAAGUUGUUUAAGUGUGUACUACAACGCCUAUUUUGUACUACAAAAAAUUUGUAUUGUAGUACAUGCAAUGCAAUAUCAUAUGUUAAUAAUUAACGCAUUAUUAUUAUUAUUAUUAAUACAUUCAUAAAUCUCUUUAUUUUUAUUUAUUUUUCUCUCAAAAUCUAGUCGUGUGGUGUCGUUGAUUUCCAAGUUUAAAAUCAUUCAGACUGACCCUUUUGGGGAUUUGGUCUGUCUCUGUGUCUGUGUGUGUGUUGUUGGAUGAACAGAAGAAAAGUCUAUAAAUUUAUAGAUACCCAUUUCGAGUUUUGAUAAUUUUCAGUCAAGUUUCGAAGAAAAUAACAAGAUUGAGAUUUUAUAAUGGAGAAUGGGACUAAACAUAUGGAAGGGUCUUCUUCUUCAUCUUCAGAGAUUGAGAAAUUUGAAAGAGAGGAUAUGGAAGAGGUUGGACAUGAGCCAGAGGAUUUGAACAGAAUUGCACCAUGGACAGAACAGAUUACUCUUCGUGGACUGGUGGCUAGUAUAGUGAUUGGAAUCAUUUACAGUGUUAUAGUAAUGAAGCUCAAUCUCACCACUGGUUUGGUCCCAAAUCUCAAUGUCUCAGCUGCUCUUCUUGCUUUUGUGUUCAUAAGAACAUGGACUAAGUUGCUCAGCAAAGCUGGAAUUAUGUCAUCUCCUUUCACUAGACAAGAGAAUACUAUAAUCCAAACAUGUGCUGUUGCAUGUUAUAGUAUAGCUGUUGGAGGUGGAUUUGGGUCUUAUCUGUUGGGUUUGAACCAGAAAACUUAUGAACAAGCAGGAAUUGAUACUGUAGGCAAUACUCCUGGGAGUACUAAAGAGCCUGGUAUUGGUUGGAUGACUGGUUUUCUCUUUGUUACUUGUUUUGUUGGGCUAUUGGCUUUGGUGCCUCUUAGAAAGAUUAUGAUUAUAGACUACAAACUAUCAUAUCCAAGUGGAACUGCUACUGCUGUUCUUAUCAAUGGUUUUCAUACACCUAAAGGAGACAAAAAGGCUAAAAAACAGGUUCAUGGAUUCAUGAGAUUCUUCUCCAUUAGUUUCUUGUGGGGUUUCUUUCAGUGGUUUUAUUCAGGUGGAGAUCAAUGUGGAUUUAAUCAGUUCCCAACAUUUGGAUUGAAAGCUUGGAAAAACUCAUUUUACUUUGAUUUUAGUGCCACAUACGUUGGGGCAGGUAUGAUCUGUUCCCAUCUAGUGAACUUGUCUUUGCUUCUUGGUGCUGUGCUCUCAUGGGGUGUAAUGUGGCCCUUGAUAAGGGGUCUUAAAGGAGAGUGGUUCCCUCAAACUUUAUCAGAAAGCAGUAUGAAAAGUCUAAAUGGUUACAAGGUUUUCAUCUCCAUAGCUUUGAUACUUGGAGAUGGGCUCUAUAACUUUCUCAAGAUACUGUUUUUCACAGCCACAAGCAUCCAUACCAAAAUGAAGAACAAGACCCUCAAAACAUCUUCAAAUAAACAAGAUGAGACCCUUGAUGAUCUUAAAAGAAAUGAGUUGUUUGUAAGAGAUAGCAUUCCUCUUUGGAUAGCAUUCGUUGGUUAUGGUUUCUUUGCCCUCAUUUCCAUCAUAAUUAUCCCAAUAAUGUUCCCUGAGCUCAAAUGGUACUAUGUGGUUGUAGCCUAUGUGCUUGCUCCUUCUCUGAGCUUCUGCAAUGCUUAUGGAGCCGGUUUAACAGACAUGAACAUGGCAUACAAUUAUGGUAAAGUUGCUCUAUUUGUUCUUGCUAGUCUGGCUGGAAAAGAGAAUGGUGUGGUUGCAGGGCUUGUUGGUUGUGGUUUGAUCAAGUCCAUUGUGUCCAUUUCUUCUGAUUUGAUGCACGAUUUCAAGACGGGCCAUCUCACUCUCACAUCUCCUCGGUCAAUGCUUGUGAGCCAGGCUAUUGGAACAGCAAUAGGCUGUGUGGUUGCACCCGUCACAUUUUUCCUCUUCUACAAGGCCUUUGAUGUUGGGAACCCCGACGGUGAAUACAAAGCACCAUACGCUAUAAUCUACAGAAACAUGGCAAUUCUCGGUGUUCAAGGCUUUUCUGCAUUGCCACAGCAUUGUUUGCAACUCUGUUAUGGCUUCUUUGCAUUCGCUAUAGGAGCUAACCUUGUGAGAGAUCUUUCACCGAAGCAUAUCAGUAAAUGGGUUCCCCUUCCAAUGGCCAUGGCUGUUCCUUUCUUGGUUGGUGCUUACUUUGCGAUUGACAUGUGCGUUGGAAGUUUGGUUGUUUUCGUGUGGCACAAGAUGAAUGAUAAGAAUGCCGCUCUGAUGAUUCCUGCUGUUGCUUCGGGUUUGAUCUGUGGAGAUGGUUUAUGGAUUCUCCCCUCAUCAAUACUCGCUUUGGCCAAGGUUCGGCCGCCAAUAUGCAUGCGCUUCUUGACAUCAAACUAAAAACAGAAUUAGAAUUGUACUUAAAAAGUAUUAGAAUAGCUUAUAGCUUAUUGUAGUAGUUCAAAUGGUUAGGCAUGUGGUUUGUUUAUACAAAGGUCUGAGAUUCGAGUCUCUUUUCGAUAUCUACAUAGUUUUGAUGUAGUAGAUGUCAAAUUGAGUAUUGUAAAGAGGAAGAGAAGAGAAGAGAAGAGAGUACUCAAAAUGUAAACUACAUUGUAAUGAGAUUAAUUAAUUAGAUCAAUAAAACCCCACAUCUUAUUAUUGCU
Molecule: messenger RNA, 2688 nt
Organism: Cannabis sativa
Lineage: Eukaryota; Viridiplantae; Streptophyta; Magnoliopsida; Rosales; Cannabaceae
Product: metal-nicotianamine transporter YSL3
Exons: 8
Coding region: 398-2422 (674 amino acids)
Biological process (GO): seed development; response to iron ion
Cellular component (GO): plasma membrane
Molecular function (GO): oligopeptide transmembrane transporter activity; iron-nicotianamine transmembrane transporter activity
Source: RefSeq, a predicted model, not a curated record